This is a messenger RNA of Aspergillus pseudoviridinutans, 369 nucleotides long. RefSeq lists its product as uncharacterized. The transcript is spliced from 2 exons. Bases 1 to 369 code for a protein of 122 amino acids. The record is from RefSeq and is a predicted model, not a curated record. NCBI's taxonomy places the organism in Eukaryota, Fungi, Ascomycota, Eurotiomycetes, Eurotiales, Aspergillaceae.
AUGGCUUCUGAGCUUGUGAAUGAGUACUUUCACGAUAACGCUCCCUCUAGCCAAGAUGACUGGAGCUUGAUAAUGGGCGCUCCGAUGAGCCAGUUUCCACUUACGAUUCCGCACCCCAUGGGGCAGGGAGUAGGGUAUAGCGCAGGAUCCACUGUUCCCGGCGGCUCCGAAAUGGGUGCCAUCAACGCCUUCACGGCUCCAUCUGCAAUGAACGGAGCCGCGGACUGGCGAGAAUCUUUCGAAUCUGUGCUACAGACGUUGGCCUCUCCAUUGGCUCACCAGUACACCAACAGCAAAGAAACUCCCCAGUUAGCCAGGUUCUUGCGGAAGAUCGUCCCCAAAUUGCGCAUGGGCUGCUCCCCAGGAUAA